AUGCGCGAUUUCAUCUUGGCCUCCGUGGUCACAGCCUCAGCCUUGUUCGCCAGACAAGCUGAAGCUGUCGCCGCAAACCCUCUCCCGAAACCCACAAACAUUACCUGGGGCGACUCUGGCUGCUUCUCUUUCGGAUCUGUCGCUCUCGAUGCGCCGGACCAUGAGGUGCUCUCCGCUGCGUUCGACCGCGUUACUAAGACCAUCGCGGAGCUGAAGUGGAUUCCGCAAGCCACCGAAGCCUCGGUCACAUUGUUUCAGCCUUUUCCAACCCCAACCGCUGCUUCAAGAAAGCGCAAGAGGCAGUACAGUGCACCACCCGGAAAUUGCACAAGCACAAUCACCAAGGUCAAAAUUGACGUCUCGAAUGCCCACGCUGAGCUUCAACAUGGUGUAGAUGAAUCCUACACGCUCGACGUCGCAGCUGGCUCGGAUACUGUCGAUAUCACUGCUGGAACUGUCUACGGCGCCCUCCACGCUCUCACCACGCUCCAGCAGAUUGUGAUCAACGAUGGCUCAGGUAAGAUGAUCAUCGAACAACCCGUCGCUGUCAAGGAUGCGCCACUCUAUCCGGUGCGCGGUAUCAUGAUCGAUACAGGCCGCAACUUCAUUACCAAGGCCAAAAUCUUUGAACAAAUCGACGGAAUGGCUCUUUCGAAGCUCAAUGUUCUACACUGGCAUCUCAUCGAUUCGCAGUCCUGGGCCGUAGAAAUCAAUGCGUAUCCCGAGAUGACUGAGGACGCCUACUCAGCCAACGAAAUUUUCACGCAAGACAUGCUGAAGGAAGUCAUCGCCUACGCCUCCGCACGCGGCGUACGCAUCAUUCCGGAAAUUGAUAUGCCAGGACACGCCAGCUCCGGCUGGGCGCAAAUCGACGAGUCCCUACUUACAUGCCAACACAGCUGGUGGUCAAACGACAACUACGCACUGCACACAGGCGUAGAGCCCAACCCAGGUCAACUUGAUAUUCUUAACAACAAGACCUACGAGGUUACAGCCAAAGUGUACAAGGAAAUGACACAGGUCUUCCCAGACAACUGGUUCCACAUUGGUGGUGACGAGCUCUUUGCAAACUGCAACAACUUCUCCACUGCAGCCCUCGCAUUCUUCAACAGCGGCAAAUCAAUGGGCGACCUCUACCAAGUCUGGGUUGAUCGCGCAAUCCCCAACUUUCGUGCACAAGCCAACAAGACUUUCGUCAUGUGGGAAGACGUCAAGCUUUCCGCUGACGUGGCCGCUACAGGUGUCGUACCCAAAGACGUCGUCCUACAAGCUUGGAACAACGGUCUCGACCACAUCAGCAAUCUUACCGGACAGGGCUACCGCGUCAUUGUUUCCAGCUCCGAUUUCAUGUACCUGGACUGUGGAUACGGAGGCUGGGUCGGCAACGACCAGAGGUACAAUGUCAUGGUCAACCCCAAUGCGACAGACGGUUCAGCGAACUUCAACUGGGGCGGCGGCGGUGGCUCCUGGUGCGCACCAUACAAGACAUGGCAGCGCAUCUACGACUAUGACUUCACUCUCAACCUCACAGACACCCAAAAGGCGCUUGUACAAGGCGCCAUCGCGCCUCUCUGGUCCGAGCAAGUCGACUCAGUCGUCAUUUCUCAGAAGAUGUGGCCGCGCGCUGCUGCGCUUGCCGAACUUGUCUGGAGUGGAAACAGGGAUGACAAUGGCAACAAGAGGACCACAGAACUGACGCAGCGUAUUCUCAACUUCAGGGAGUAUCUUGUUGCGACCGGUGUACAGGCUAGUCCGCUGAUGCCCAAGUACUGUCUUCAGCAUCCACAUGAGUGUGACCUGAAUCUCGAUCAGACCGUAUUGCACGAAAAUCCCGCUGUCUGA
Molecule: messenger RNA, 1842 nt
Organism: Alternaria ethzedia
Lineage: Eukaryota; Fungi; Ascomycota; Dothideomycetes; Pleosporales; Pleosporaceae
Exons: 1
Coding region: 1-1842 (613 amino acids)
Biological process (GO): glycosaminoglycan metabolic process; carbohydrate metabolic process
Cellular component (GO): membrane
Molecular function (GO): beta-N-acetylhexosaminidase activity
Source: RefSeq, a predicted model, not a curated record